This is a messenger RNA of Clonostachys solani, 306 nucleotides long. Lineage: Eukaryota; Fungi; Ascomycota; Sordariomycetes; Hypocreales; Bionectriaceae. The record is from the annotation of a GenBank genome assembly.
AUGACUCGCUCGGGACAGGAAAGCACCAAUGCCAAUGUUAGAGAAAUAACCCCGAAGCAUGGCAACUUCGCCGGGAAGCUUCCGCUUCUUGGAUGCUCGGUCACGAGUCGAAGGGGAGAUGCCACCGUCUUGCGGGACGUGUUUGAUAUCGUGGAGUGUGCACGUCGACCUAUCAAAGAUGUCAUACCGAUGGCUAUGGAGCUGAACUUGGUCAACACCAUGUUGGAGAUAGUAGCGGGCGGCGAGGUUGGUAAGAUUGCCUUGGAGGUCAUGGAGAAAAUCGGAGCUGGAGUCAACACUGCAUAG